This is a messenger RNA of Nothobranchius furzeri (turquoise killifish), 1033 nucleotides long. It is a transcript of the gene gpx1b, whose product is annotated as glutathione peroxidase 1b. Gene Ontology annotation, biological process: response to hydrogen peroxide; response to selenium ion; glutathione metabolic process. Gene Ontology annotation, cellular component: cytosol; mitochondrion. Gene Ontology annotation, molecular function: glutathione peroxidase activity. Lineage: Eukaryota; Metazoa; Chordata; Actinopteri; Cyprinodontiformes; Nothobranchiidae. The record is from RefSeq and is a predicted model, not a curated record.
UGGAGCUCCACGUAAAUACGUGGUUUCAUACUCACACCAGGAUACCUGGGACUCUUCUGUAGCUGCCGCUGUAUCCGCUUCUGGAAAACCACCUGGUCCACAGCUGGAGGAGGGAAAUGCAGAUGAGCGUCUGACUUUAAUUACAAAAAUAAAGCUGAAUGAGCACCAGAAGGCAGCGCAGAUGCGGAGAGUUUCAGCAGAGAUCUUCAUCCUCGUCGGAGAAAAGCACCAGAAUGGCUUCAGAGUUUUACAGCCUCACAGCCAAGCUGUUGAACGGAGAGGUGUUUCACUUCUCGUCUCUUCAGGGCAACGUUGUCCUGAUUGAGAAUGUUGCAUCUCUCUGAGGUGUGACCGUCAGGGAAUACACCCAGAUGAACGAGCUCCACGAGAAGUACUCUGCUCAGGGGCUUGUGAUCCUGGGAGUGCCCUGCAACCAGUUCGGCUAUCAGGAGAACAGCGAGAAUGAAGAAAUCCUGCUGUCUCUGAAGUACGUCCGUCCUGGAAAUGGCUUUGCGCCAAAGUUCCAGCUCCUGGAGAAGGUGAAUGUGAAUGGGAAGGGCGCCGAUCCCCUGUUUGUGUUCCUGAAGGAGCAGCUUCCAGCCCCCAGUGACGACCCUUCACCCCUGAUGAAUGACCCCAAGUACAUCAUCUGGAGCCCGGUGAGCAGGAGCGACGUGUCCUGGAACUUUGAGAAGUUCCUCAUCGGUCAGGACGGGGUGCCUUUCAAGCGUUACAGCAGGAAGUUCCCCACCAUUGAUAUCGAAGGAGACAUCAAGAAGCUCCUCAACCAGGCCAAGUAGCCGGGAGUCCUCUGGCUGCAGAUCAGCAUCCCUCUGUAUACCAAACACACCCUGUGCUCUCUUGUGUGUGAUGGCUGUGUUGUGGUUUUUACUAAAUGAAGACAUCCUCUGAAACCGAGCUGUGAGGAGGAUGUCUGAAGAAAUGUAAAAGGUGCAACCGUCACAGCUCCAUCACGUGUCCGUACAGCACUGUUGUUGUGGUGUGUGGAUCAAUAAACAUGUUUUUAAUCAAA